Messenger RNA from Brassica rapa (field mustard), 5880 nucleotides. Its product is annotated as polygalacturonase At1g48100. The record is from RefSeq and is a predicted model, not a curated record. Gene Ontology annotation, biological process: carbohydrate metabolic process. Gene Ontology annotation, molecular function: polygalacturonase activity. NCBI's taxonomy places the organism in Eukaryota, Viridiplantae, Streptophyta, Magnoliopsida, Brassicales, Brassicaceae.
CUUUGUUAUCUUUUUGCUAAAGACCGUCCUAAACAACAACAACAAAAAACUGAAUAGUUCUUGAUAGAAGAAGAAGAGUCUCAACUCUCGGAGCAUCUGAGAAGUGGAAGAAACAGUACUUGGGUGGGGUAAACUCAUGCGGACAAGUCUCCCUUAAUUAGGUCUGGGAAUAUGAGUUUUUACCCGCGGGGUCCGGCCCGUUUGACCCGCCGCGGAGCGGAUGCGGGUCGAACAAUUUAGAAAAAUUUAUUCGCGGGUUAUGAGCAUUUUAUGCGGAGCGGAUGUGGAUUGGUAGUUUUGAAACGCAGGUAUCCACCAACCCGCAUUUUUAAUUUUUUUUUUAAUAUAUAUAUUUUUUUUCGUAAAAAUGUAUAUUUUUUUUUGUAAAAAUACAUAUUUUUAAAGAAAAUAUGAGAAUUUUAAAAAAUAAUAAAAAAAUAUUUUAAAAUAUUUAAAAUUUUAAUUAUAAAUAUAUUAUUUAUAUUAUAUUUUACAAAAAUUAAAUUAAAUUAAUAUUUUUUAAAAUAAAAAUAUAAUUCGCAGGUCCCGUGGGUUACCCGCAAAAUUAAGCGGGGCGAGUGCGGGUACAAAUUUAUUUGUUCGCGGAUUGUGCGGAUCGGAUUUUUUGACAAAAGAAAAAACUUUAUAACCCGCGGGUUGGCGGAUCAGCAGGGCGGGUUUGACCCGCAAUCCAGCCCUACCUAUAAUCAUUUCCAAUUUAGCCGACAUCUCUACUCUUGUGUAUACAUAUUUUCCCGUUCGCGAUCGUUUAUACCGUUGGAAUGUAUCAUAUGGAUAUAUUAUUCGUUUAACUAAGUUUUUUUUUUGACAAAUUGUUUGUUUAACUAAGUUGGUAGUUCUUUGUGUACCUACGUGUAUUAAUGUAUUAUUAGCUCUCUUUCUAGAAACAUAUUGCUAGCUAUAAAGAUGAAAAUUAGUGGAUAAAUAUUAGAAGAUGGAGCAAAGUAUGGACUAUGGAGACGUGCACUGGAAAUGAAGCAAAGUGUACAUCUACCAAAUCCUCUAGAUUGAGGGCAGAAGUUUGAAGAGCCAGUCUCCUAUUCACAAUCACACUAUAUACACACAUGUGUAUAUAUUGUAUAUUUGUAAAUAUUACUUUAACUUCUUUAUAUUAUACUAUUUUACACACGCACAAUGUUAUACAUAUACAUAUUUGUGUAUCUUUGUAAUGAAGAAGCAGGCAACAUCUUCCAUACUCUCUUAACAUUUUUACCAAAAAAAAAAAAAAAAAAAAAAAAACAUCUUCCAUACUCUUAAAGUAGACAUGGACAUGUUAAUGUCUCAUUGCCUAUAGGUAUUUUUAAGCACCUAACAUAGCCUCUUGCCUUAUAUUGACCAACUUGUUCAUAUCAGUCUCCAUCCUUUAUCUUCCAUUUUCAGCAUGCUAUUUCACAAAUGUGACAAAAAGAAAAGAAAAGAAAAUGCAAUAUUCCAAAAAUAUAUAUUAACAUAUGUAUAUGCUUAUUUUGCUAAAAAUCAAUUUCAAUAUUAACAGGGUUAGAAAUUUUGAAAUAUAUAAUAUUUUGUUGAAAGUAAAUGUAUUUUAUAAAAUUUUGGAUCACCUCUAGUCUAAGUAAAAAUAAAAGGUAUUAGCCUAUCAUGUUUGAUUUAUUGUUAUUAUAAAAAUACUCAUAAUUAUAUAUAACUUAUAAGUAAAUUAACUAAACAUAAUCUUACAUUUUCUUAUUUAAUAUCAGAGAAACUUUAAAUUACAUAUACAGAUAACAUAUAUUUUUGUAUUUUAAUUUUAUUAUUUAAAAAAAAUUAAAAUUAAAAUACAAAAAUAUAUAUAUGACUGAUAAUUGGAAAAUUGUUCUGUCUUCUAACUUCUCUUUUUCUAUACACUACCUAUUUUUUUGUUAUUUAUAUUCGAGAUAUAUAUAUACACACACAAUUAAAUUAUUAUAUAUUAUACAGUGUAUACACAUGCAGUUUGAUUAUUAUAUAACAUACACACAUUCACACAAUUUAAUUAUGAUGCUUAACCUUAUGUUUAUAAAGUACCCGUCCUUAACCUACACAAUUGUUUUUGCAAGUUCAUUAGCUUUAGUAUGUCGUAUUAUAGCCGCCAUUUUUGCGUGGAGGAUGAGGUCACAAGAUGCAUGUAUAAUUAUAAUUUUUAAAAAAACAAACUUAUAAUUUAUAAAAAAAUAAUUUUUUUUAUAAAAUUUGUUUUAUAAGAAGUUAUAGCACAUAAAAUAUUUAUAAAAUAUAUAAACUAGAGCACAUAGUUAUUAACACUGAAUGCAAUGGAUUAAAAAUGCAUAAAUAUUAGUGUUACUAUAAUCCAUUGCAUUCAGUGUUACUAUAAUUAUGUGCUAAAAAGCAUAAAUAUUAGAAUUUUGUUCCUAAGAAAAGUGGAAGAAGAUGAGAUGAGACCAAACAUAAUUGAGUUCCACCGAAAAGUGUAAAGAGGGGCGGUGAAAUUCUCAAAUAUGAUCAAACAGUGGUGUUUCUGAGUAUGCAAUCAAUGAUGGUUGGUCGGUCAUAUAAAUAUAUAUUUAUAUUCUUGGUAAUUCAGUAAAUUAUUCACAUAUUAAAAAGAAUCAUUUGUACCUCACCUUUUCUAUAAUAUUAAAUACAUGAAAAAGAAUUGGGCCACUGAAGAAGCCGAAAGAGGUUAGAUAUAACCCACUCGCGGCCAUUCUCUUCUUGUUUUCUCUUUAAUAAAAAACUGAAACUAUGUAUAUAACUAUAUUUUAUCAUAACAAAUGUAUUUAACCUUUUCUCAAUUAUCUUCAGUGGAGAAUAAUUCUUUUUACAUGUUAUAUGUUUCGUCGUGUAUUGAAUAAACUGUCCCAAACUAUAAUUUAUAUACAUAUCCUCCAGAAAAGUUUUUCAAAGUGGGUAUAAACUAAAAUAAAGAGGAUGAGAGAUAUUGUAAGACCUCCUAGGGUGAAGAAAAAACCAUUUAAGAGAUGGCAUUUUAAGACAAACUUUAGGUGUGCAUAAGAACUUUAUUAUUGGGAGCUUUUCAUCCAGUUUUUUUUCUUUUUUGAGAAAUUUCAAAUUUUGCAUAAUAAGACACUCCAAAAAUUAUAAUCAAAUCUAUAUAUUAAAACCAAAAAUUGGAUUCAGUCCAAUUUGACAGUUGGUUUGAUUCAGAACCGCAAGCUUACAUGCCCACAUUCACCUUGGCUGCAACUAAAAUGUUAUUUUGUGGAAUAAAAUUAUUUAAAAUACAUUCCAUAAAAUUUCAUAAAAUAUUUACCAAUUACAAUAAAAUAUUUUUAAAAACAAUUCUACACGUUCCAUUUUGGAAAUAAAACAGAAAAAAAAUAUUUUGUAAAACCUAUUUUCUUACUCAGGAUUUUAAAUCCUCGUGAAUAAAUAGAAUGUAUAUAAUUUACUAAUAUCAUUUUUACAUUUAAUCCAUCAUUCCAUUUUUCUAUUUCACAAAUAAUCAUCCUUAUUAUUCGGUAUUCCUUAUUGGAAAAACAUGUUACAGCUAUUGCCUUAAACUGUACCAUAAGUAUACGUAAGAAUAUAUUAUUUAAAAAUUAUUAAGAUUAAAUUUUUUUUUGGUCUAAAUGUUAAAAUAUACAAAUAUUAAGAUUUAAUUGAUUUCUAAUAUCUGAUGUAGUCAAUCAUUUUCAUAUGAUGAGGAUAUGUAUUAUGUAAUUUUGAUUUUAGAAACUAGUAUUAAUGUAGAUACUCCCAUGCAUGCCGCAUCCAUAAUAAUAUUCGUUCCCGAAUACGUGGCCAUAAAUUUUCCCAAGGAUUAAACUCAAUUCAAAAUUACACCAAACGAUCAGUCUCAUACUAGAGAUAAACACCAGCAACCAAAAAGAAUAUUAGUUAAAAAAAAAAGAAAUGGAAACCAAACAAAAAGCCGCGGUAAACUUUACCUACACUACACUUGUUUUUUUUUUUUGAUCAAAACACUACACUUGUUUAAAUUAAAAUAACAUUAGGUUUCCACUUCCUAUAGCCCACGACGUUGCAGUAUAUAUAAAGGAACCAGGCUUGUCUGCUUUUGAUGCAUUAACAUUUCCAAGAAGCAUUCUAAACUUAGUGAGUGCGACUCUCUUCUUACACACUUUUUGUCCAACAUUCACCUCAAAAUCACCAAAAAUAAAAACAUUUUCAAUCCAAUGAAAAUGUUAAUUUCUUCUUAUACUCGCAACCAAAUCCUUUGUUUCAUCGCACUAAUUAUCACACUAAGCUCUUUAACUGAAUCUCGAUACCAUCACCACAAAGAGAAACACAAACACAAUAGCCAUAACCAUCACUCUUCAAAACCAGAACCACCUUCUUCCUCAAUCUCUCAGCCUCCUACUCCUCCUCCGGGCCCUGAUGACUCGCCGUCACCGUCACUACCACCGUCACCUUCCGACGACCCUGAAGAAGACGACAAUGGAGUCUACGACGUGAGAAAGUUCGGUGCGGUCGGAGAUGGUGUCGCAGACGACACGGAAGCAUUCAAAACGGCGUGGGACUCAUCAUGUAGCAACGGGAACGACACCGUUUCUGUUUUGCUUGUUCCUUACGGCUACACAUUUAUGAUCCAGUCUACUAUUUUUACCGGUCCUUGCCAUUCUUACCAAUUAUUCCAAGUGGACGGGACCAUUGUAACACCAGAUGGACCUGAAUCGUGGCCGAGCAAUAUAAGUAAAAGACAAUGGCUUGUUUUCUAUAGAGUCAACGGAAUGGCUUUGAAAGGCGCCGGAGUUAUAGAUGGCCGGGGACAGAAAUGGUGGGAUCUUCCCUGCAAACCUCACCGGACUGUCAACAUAUCUGCAAUUGUUGCUGGCCCUUGCGACAGCCCCAUUGCUUUGAGGUUCUUUAUGAGCUCGAAUCUAACGGUGGAAGGUCUACAAAUAAAAAACAGCCCGCAGUUUCAUUUCAGAUUCGACGGUUGUCAAGGAGUUCACGUCGAGUCCCUUCACAUCACUGCUCCGCCGUUAAGUCCCAACACUGACGGCAUCCACAUCGAAAACUCUAACUCCGUUACCAUCUACAACUCGGUCAUCUCCAACGGAGAUGAUUGCGUAUCUAUUGGUUCGGGAUCCUACGAUGUUGAUAUACGGAAUCUUACCUGUGGACCCGGUGGCCAUGGAAUUAGUAUUGGAAGUUUGGGCAAUCACAACUCACAUGCAUGCGUCUCAAACAUAACCGUCAGAGACUCGGUCAUAAAGUACUCCGACAAUGGAGUUCGGAUCAAAACAUGGCAAGGUGGGUUCGGUUCAGUCUCAGGCGUGACGUUCAACAACAUCCACGUGGAGUCAGUCCGUAACCCAAUAAUCAUUGACCAAUACUAUUGCAUGACCAAAGACUGUGCCAAUAAAACAUCUGCCGUUUUCGUAUCUGAUAUUACAUACCAAGGCAUCAAAGGAACUUAUGAUAUUCGAAGUCCUCCAAUGCAUUUUGGAUGCAGCGAUGCAGUUCCAUGCACGAAUCUAACUCUUUCGGGUAUCGAGUUGCUUCCAGAAAAAGGCGAAAUCGUUGUGGAUCCAUUUUGUUGGAAUGCUUAUGGAAUUGUGGAAGAGCUUUCGAUUCCUCCGGUUUGGUGUCUCAUGUCCGAUCCUCCCACGGCGUUGCAAGGUGCUCUUGUUGACAAGUGUGGUUCACCGUGAUUUGCAUAAUCGGAUCAAUAAUUGAUCUGUUAGGCUAUAUUCUAAACUCUUACGUGAUUUUAUAGGGAAAUGUAUAUAAGUGUGAGGAGAAUCAUUUUCUUGAUUCUUCGUUGAGGAGUGGCACAUUUUAUUUGCCUCUCCAAGUAUUUUUAAAUCGUGUUUAAUUUUCAUUUGAUGAUUUUUGUAAUGUGUGUUUAACUAUUGAUGGCGUGAUAUGAUUUAUAUAAAAAUAAGAUUGUGUUUUAUCUACGAUGUUAUACAUCCCUAUACGGACAGUUCUUUU